UAACAGCCAGCGGCGCUGACUCGGAGUUCAGGCCGGGGUCAGGGGGAGUUCGCAGCCCGGGUUUCACCUCCGAGCUGGCGGCGUCGGGAACCCCGAGGAACCGCCGCCGCCGCUGCUUCUUCUUCAUCAUCUUCCACCUCUUCCUCCUCCUCCUCCUCCUCCUCCCGUUCCGUAGGACCGGCCGGGAGCGCGGGGUAUGGAGGAGCAGCAGCAGCAGAGGAGGAGGAGGGUGGAAGGCAACAGCAACCGGCGGCGGCCCCCCCGGGGCUGAGCCAUGAGAGUUCACCGAGACCUCGGCUGGUUGGCGGAGGCCACCGGGCGCCCAGGGCGGCGGGCGAGGAGCGGGAUGCUGGACGCCAUGGAGGUGCCGAGCCACUCGCGGCAGCUGCUGCUGCAGCUGAACACGCAGCGCACCAAGGGCUUCCUGUGCGACGUGAUCAUCGUGGUGCAGAACGCGCUCUUCCGCGCGCACAAGAACAUCCUGGCGGCCAGCAGCGCCUACCUCAAGUCGCUGGUGGUUCACGACAACCUGCUCAACCUGGACCACGAGAUGGUGAGCCCCGGCAUCUUUCGCCUCAUCCUCGACUUCAUCUACACCGGCCGCCUGGCCGAGUGCGAGCCGGGUGGCGAGCAGAGCCUGGGCGCCGUGCUGGCCGCCGCCAGCUACCUCCAGAUCCCCGGCUUGGUGGCCCUUUGCAAGAAGAAGCUGAAACGCAGCGGCAAGUACUGCCACCUCCGCGGGGGCUACGCGCCCUACAAGCUGGGCCGGGGGCUGCGCGCCGCCACGCCGGUCAUCCAGGCCUGCUACUCGGGGACGCCGCGGCCGGUGGACCUGCCGCCCGUGGAGCCGGCGGCGCCGCUGAACACGCAGUGCGGGGAGCUGUACGCCUCGGCCGCCCAGGGCGCCCCGCUGCACCCCCACGGGCUGUGCCCCCCCGAGCGCCACUGCUCGCCGCCCUGCGGCCUCGACCUCUCCAAGAAGAGCCCCACCGGCCCCUCCGCACAGCUCCUGCCCACCGACCGCCUGCUGCCCGGCGAGCCCCGCGAGCCCUCGUUGCCCCCACGGCACGACAGCCCCCCCGUCAGUGCCGGCCUCCUGGCCGGCCACCCCGCCGCCUACAAGGACUCCCCGCCAGGGGGUGAGCCGGGGGGGCACCCCCACGCCCCCGACCCCUUCCGCAGCACGCCGCCCUGCCCCGAGCCCCCCCUGCCCCGCGCCGACGGGCGCGAGCUGAUGUACCGCUGGAUGAAGCACGAGCCCCUGGGCCCCUACCUGGACGAGGGGGAGGCGGAGAAAGAGCUGGAGCGGGAGGAAAAGGCCGAGUCGCCCCCCGCGGCGCCGCAGCCUCGUUACCCCAGCGUGGAGAGCAACGACCUGGAGCCCGAUAACAGCACGAGCGAGGAGACGGGCAGCAGCGAGGGCCCCUCGCCCGGCGACGCGCUGGACCGCUACUGCAACCACCUGGGCUACGAGCCGGAGAGCCUGGGCGACAACCUGUACGUCUGCAUCCCCUGCGGCAAGGGCUUCCCCAGCUCCGAGCAGCUCAACGCCCAUGUGGAGGCCCACAACGAAGAGGAGCUCUAUCACAAGGCGGCGGCCGAGCAGGCCGUGCCCUUCCUGGACAAGGGUGGCCCGGGGCUGGGUGACAUCUUGCGGCCCUACCGCUGCUCCUCCUGCGACAAGUCCUACAAGGACCCGGCCACGCUGCGGCAGCACGAGAAGACGCACUGGCUGACGCGCCCUUACCCCUGCACCAUCUGCGGCAAGAAGUUCACGCAGCGCGGCACCAUGACCCGCCACAUGCGCAGCCACCUCGGCCUCAAGCCCUUCGCCUGCGACGCCUGCGGGAUGCGCUUCACCCGCCAGUACCGCCUGACCGAGCACAUGCGCAUCCACUCGGGGGAGAAGCCCUACGAGUGCCAGGUGUGCGGCGGGAAGUUCGCCCAGCAACGCAACCUCAUCAGCCACAUGAAGAUGCACGCCGCCGGCCCCGACGGCAAAGCCAAGCUGGACUUCCCCGACAGCGUCUACGCCAUGGCCCGCCUCACCGCCGACCAGCUGGGGCUCAAGCAGGAGAAGGCGGCCGAGCUGCUCACCCACACCUCGCACUUCCUCAGCGACCCCAAGGCCAUGGAGAGCCUCUACCCGCUGGCCAAGUUCACGGCCGAGCACCUGGGGCUGAGCCAGGACAAGGCGGCCGAGGUGCUGGCGCAGGCUCCGCACCUCCACGCCGAGGCCGCCCGGACCAUAGAGCGAUACUCGCCCCCCUAGCGCUGGCCCGGCCGGGGGGCUUGGGCGGCCCACCGGGCUCCCCUCGCUGCCCUGUGUGGAGCUGGGGGUGUGGGGGCGGUGAGAGGCGGUGGGCGCUUGUCCCCCCGAGCGCUGCCGAAGGCCCCGGAGAACUCGCUCGUAGCGGAAGGUCCCAUGAGAGCUGCCCCGGGACGGCUGGACGGCGCGUCCCGCGACGAGCGCCCCGGCUCGCCCGGGAGAAGCCGAUUAAAUUCAGGGACUGACCUCGUGGCGUGGUCCCCCCCCUGCUCCCCGGGGCUCCUCGCCGUGGCGGGGGCUGCUGGGCACAAGCUGUGAGGCCGGGCUGCGCCCCGAGGCUUUGGAGGACAUGAGCCCGCUCCUUACCUCAGGGCCGUCCCCGGCACUGUCCCCCCGGGCAAGGGGGAUGCUCUGCCAUGACGGGACCCGGACUGUGCCGCCUCCACCGCCGCGGGCCUGUGAGUAGUUCGUCCGUCGCGGCCGGAGCUCCUCCGGCCUGACCGGGAGCGGCGAGCGUGGCCGUGCCGGGGCUGGGGUGGGGUGGGUGUGUGUGUGUGGUGUCACUGGCCAACCCGCCCCCCCCACCCUGGGACCAUGGCGGGAGCUCGGGGACAGACUGACGGAGGGGGACGGUGGGGUCUGAGCAGCGGGCGCGGGGCGAGGGGACGGCGGUCGGGUCCGUGCAGGGGGUGGGGGCCGGGAAAUGGCGAUGCUCCCCGCCCCGGAGCAAGCACUGAUCCCCUCUCCCGGCCCGACCCCCCCGGUUUCGGGAGGGGGGACAGGGCCUGUCCCAGACUGAGCCCCUGGGCCCUGCCCCAGCCAUCAGGGAUGCCCGGGGGGUCCCUGGGUGGGGGGAGCGACCAGGGACCCCGACGGCUUUGCCCUCGGGCAGCCACUCGCCUCGAUUUUUUUAUUUUUUAUUUUUUUUGCCAAAGAUGCCCGUCCCUAGCGUGGCCGGGCCGGGCCGGGGGGCUCAUGACAAAGACAAAGCGGUCUGGUUUGUCAGCUACGGGGGGGUGGGACGGGGCCAAGGGGUAGGGGGGAGACCCAAGGGAGGCACAGGGCUGUGGUGACCCCCUCGCCGUGGGACACCCCCUGCCACCACCGCACCCCAUCCCCUGACAUCUUGGUGUGGGCAAAGCCCCCCCUGGCCCGGACCCCCCCGGCCCGUGCCCUGACCCCUCUGCCUGGGGCUAAUGUGAAGCUUCUCCCCCCGGCCCCCAUCUCCGCGCCCCCUCCUCUCCUUUGCACAAGAGGCCCCGGGGCGGCUCCAGCAGCGACUGUCCCCGACCUCGCAGCCACUGUGCCUUAGCCUGAGCUGGCCGCUCCUGCCCGGGUUGCCCCCCUCAUCCCCUCCUGCCCCCCACGGGCUACCCGGGUCCCCCCGGGGGUCCCCAAGGCAGGCAGCGUCCCUGGGGAGCCGCCGUGGGGCGAGCGGCUGCCGCAGCAGCACCCAAAGCACAGCUGGGGUCCGCCAGCCCCCUCUGUAUCACGUCCGAUUUGUACACGGGCUCCUCGCCCUUAUUUUUUUUUUUUUUUCUAUAGUCGAAACCGAAUGAGCAAUAAAGUGACAUU
This is a messenger RNA of Chroicocephalus ridibundus (black-headed gull), 3844 nucleotides long. RefSeq names its product HIC ZBTB transcriptional repressor 1 (gene HIC1). The coding region runs from base 275 to 2272 and encodes 665 amino acids. Gene Ontology annotation, cellular component: nucleus. The record is from RefSeq and is a predicted model, not a curated record. The transcript has 2 exons. NCBI's taxonomy places the organism in Eukaryota, Metazoa, Chordata, Aves, Charadriiformes, Laridae. Gene Ontology annotation, biological process: regulation of transcription by RNA polymerase II. Gene Ontology annotation, molecular function: protein binding; DNA-binding transcription factor activity, RNA polymerase II-specific.